This is a messenger RNA of Sclerotinia sclerotiorum 1980 UF-70, 285 nucleotides long. RefSeq lists its product as hypothetical. Bases 1 to 285 code for a protein of 94 amino acids. The transcript is spliced from 3 exons. NCBI's taxonomy places the organism in Eukaryota, Fungi, Ascomycota, Leotiomycetes, Helotiales, Sclerotiniaceae. The record is from RefSeq and is a predicted model, not a curated record.
AUGCUUUGUAAACAACAGAGUGAAGAAGAAAAACUCAAAAUACUCGAGGAAUGUUCAUUUACACCCUUCCAAGAAUUCCGCACUAAGGAGCGUGAUGGUACAUUUACACGGGAACAAAAAUUCCGAACUAUGGAGUCGAAGGGUAAAUAUAUGAAUUUGAGAGUAGGAAUUGUGUCUCCAUAUCCAUAUGCCCACGACAAGUUUGAAGAACCAAAGAUGUACUAUUGGUUAACUUUCACACAUUGGGAGCUCGCAGGCCCAAAUUUGUCGGAGGUGUUCAAAUAG